UGUGGAUUAACUCAGGUCCCAUCCAAAGCCAUUUAUCCACUGAAGAAACUACACGCACUCUGGGCCAAAACGAGAUCUGGAGUAUGGAUGGAGAUAGCCUCCGGCAAGUGCGCUUGCUGAGAAGCUUGAGGCUGGACGGGAACCGUCUGGACGCCGUCCCGACGGACGCACUGGAGCCUUUGGAUCUCCUAGAGGUCCUGAACCUAGGAAACAACUUGAUUACCUCGAUCCUGGUAAACGCUUUCCCCCAAAUGGAAAACUUGGAGAUUCUAUUUCUAAAGAGGAACCAAAUAACCGAAAUAGCUGAAGAAGCCUUCGUCAACAUGACGCAGCUGAGAAAGAUCGAAUUGGAUGACAAUUAUCUGGCUCACAUUCCGACUGCAUUGACGAAAUUGCCAGCGCUCGAAGAACUGUCGAUAUCAGGUAAUCGUAUCAAAUUCAUCCCAGCCGGAUUACUUCAGAAAACUCCGGGAAUCGUGCAGUUGGAUCUGAAAGGGAAUCCGUUGGUCGGGGUGGACACGCACGCGUUUUCGUUUCUGCCAAACCUAAAAAUUCUGAGUCUCUCGGAUACUCGGGUUUUAUCAACGUUUCCCAGUCUGAACGGAACGAGCGCAUUGGACACGCUGCGUUUGGAUCGAGCCAGCAUUUCUUCCGUUCCCACGAGCCUUUGCUUCACGUGUCCGAAAUUGAAAACCCUGGAUUUGAAGUCCAACAAGUUGGUUCGCGUGCCGGAUCUCUACAACUGCAAAGAAAUGAAGGUCCUGGCUCUCGCUGGAAAUAAGAUACAUUCGUUGGAAAGUCGUCCUUUCAAAGGGAUGUCUCUCAUGCACGAUCUCCUAUUAGCUCACAACGAGAUUCAACACAUACCAUACGAUGCAUUCCACGGCCUAUCCAAACUACAAGUUUUGGAUUUGGAAGAUAACAAAAUUUCCUACAUCCAUCCGGACGCGUUCUUGUCGAUCUCGCACGUCGAAGACUUGAAUUUGGGAAACAACAUUUUUUCUACGUUACCGUUCGCCGGCCUCGAGCGGCUGCUGCACUUGAAAACAUUCAACAAUCCAAACUUGCGAGAGUUUCCACCGCCGGAAGUCUUUCCGCGCAUACAAAGUUUGGUAUUGGCGUACGCGUACCAUUGUUGCGCUUUCCUACCUCUGAUACCGUCGAAUCCGCCGCCCCGAGUCAAAGAUAUCAUCGUAUUUCCGGACGAAGGAGACGACGUCGAUUGGAGCUAUUGGAAUACCAGUUUCGUCGAUGUCUGGCCAUCAAUAAAUAACAUUAGUCACAAGUUUGGGCAAAAGUUUAAAAGCUAUUGGGAUAAAUUCGCGACAACUGCGGAGUACGCUUACCCAGCAAAUUUCCCAGCGUACGUGGAAGAAUAUUCUGAAGAUGAGAUUAGCAAAUAUGGGUUCGAUACGACUGUGGGGAAGAUACAAUGUCUUCCGUUGCCGGGACCAUUUCUUCCUUGCCAAGAUCUCUUUGACUGGUGGACAUUGCGUUGCGGGGUUUGGAUUGUAUUUCUUUGUGCUAUGUUGGGUAAUGGGACUGUUGUGUUCGUCUUGAUAUUUUCAAGAAGUAAAAUGGAUGUACCGAGAUUCUUGGUUUGCAAUUUAGCUGCAGCGGAUUUCUUCAUGGGGAUCUAUUUAGGUUUUUUAGCAGUAGUAGAUGCUUCGACUUUAGGUGAAUUUAGAAUGUAUGCGAUACCGUGGCAGAUGUCUGCGGGAUGUCAGUUGGCAGGAUUCUUGGGUGUUCUGAGUUCGGAACUGUCUGUGUACACUUUGGCCGUGAUAACGUUAGAACGGAACUAUGCCAUAACCCACGCGAUGCACCUGAACAAGAGACUUUCGCUGAAGCACGCCGGUUACAUAAUGAUCUGCGGUUGGACAUUUGCAAUUGUUAUGGCCGUGCUUCCGCUCUUCAGUGUAUCGGACUAUCGCAAGUUCGCAGUGUGUUUACCGUUUGAAACUAACAAUGCGGCCAGCCUGACGUACGUUGUGUUCCUGAUGUUCAUAAAUGGUAUAGCGUUUCUUAUCUUGAUGGGUUGUUACUUGAAAAUGUACUGCGCCAUCCGUGGAUCCCAGGCAUGGAACUCGAACGACUCUAGGAUAGCGAAACGAAUGGCCCUUUUAGUUUUUACUGACUUUCUGUGCUGGUCCCCGAUUGCGUUCUUCUCACUCACCGCAGCCUUCGGGCUGCACUUGAUCACCUUGGAACAAGCUAAAGUGUUCACCGUUUUCGUCCUGCCUUUAAAUUCGUGCUGCAAUCCCUUUCUGUACGCCAUCCUCACGAAGCAGUUCAAGAAGGAUUGUGUGAUGAUAUGCAAGGCGAUCGAGGAAAGCCGAGUGACGAGGGGCAUUGGUAGAUGUAGGCAUAGUUCGAACUUUAGUAAUCGCCAAACGCCGGCGAAUACCAACAGUUUAGCGGACCGGUCUUCGCGGGAGAACCAGAACCAUCACGUGCCGACGUGCACGUGCAACGCCAAAUUGUUGGGCGAUCAAAACGAGAAUACGCCUCGACCCGACCGCAAAACCAGGACGAGAGAAUGGCUUUUAAAUAAGGCCAGGUGGUUGCUGUGCGUUCGUCGCCAGACUCGUCAUCGGCCUAGGAGUGACCAGUACACCUACCAAAUCGCCGAGAUCCAGCAGAAACAGCAUAAAAGAGCAUCUUCAGUGUCGUCCAGCGAAAACUUUAGCUCUUCUCGCUCCGAUUCCUGGCGUCACAACCACCACUGCGGCAUACCGCUGCGGCUGCUAGAUCCGAAGAGAAGAGCGUCAUCAUGGCUGGUUACCCGCAAGACUUCGCAGGACUCGAAUCUCUCCAGUUCCCGUAACGAUUCAUCCGGAUCAGCAACAACAGCCAGUACAAGCACCUGGAGGAUUUCCCGUUCGAGCGCUUCCAGUGAGCCAGCCAGAUUAAGGGCGAAGCCUCGACUCACCCGACAGUGUGCCAUACAGGACGAAUCUGAACCUCCCGGUUCACCUGGCCGGUUGACGGUUCGCUUCCUCACCACGAUUCCUUCUGCUGCAGAAACCAGUAUGCAGUUGGAGGAUGAACCGCCUGUCCUCGUUAGUCCUGCAAAGGAACGCGAAGGACCACUCUACGCCAUCCUCCAUACCGCUCCUAUAAUCACCCCCACACGAAGACAAUCCAUUGUCACACUGCAUCCACCCGAUACCUGCAAUGUCUCUAGUCAACCAGAGCCGGGACCGUCAAAGCCCGCUCCAGAUCUAAUAAGAUAAUAAUUUAGUACCUAAGUCAACCAAAUCUCAAGGAUAAGUGCACACACGCACGCUUUACGCAAUACUCGUUGAGUUAGUGCCGAUAUUUUUCACAAUCGCAUCGACGACAAUAAAACAGCACAUUUAUUAUUUAUUUCCAUAAUCAUUCCAGCAUUUACAUCUCAUUAAAAUCAUGUACAUAUUUCAAUAUACGUAACAGGAACUAUAUUUCAGUAAAUAUCAAUAUUAUCAAAU
This is a messenger RNA of Nicrophorus vespilloides, 3470 nucleotides long. RefSeq names its product follicle-stimulating hormone receptor (gene rk). Gene Ontology annotation, cellular component: membrane. The transcript has 13 exons. The record is from RefSeq and is a predicted model, not a curated record. The coding region runs from base 84 to 3236 and encodes 1050 amino acids. Gene Ontology annotation, molecular function: protein-hormone receptor activity; protein binding; G protein-coupled receptor activity. Gene Ontology annotation, biological process: G protein-coupled receptor signaling pathway. Lineage: Eukaryota; Metazoa; Arthropoda; Insecta; Coleoptera; Silphidae.